UAAACCGUUAAAUUUUGUAAAACCCCGAUUUCUGUUGUCUUCCCACUAAAUUCUCAAAACCCCUAAACUCUGCAACUCUAAGCUCCGUUCCGUUUCAACAAUGGCGGAGCUCCCAAUCCUUCAGUUCGAAGAGAAAAUCAUCGAAACAGUAGAACGGAACUCCGUCGUUGUCAUCAUCGGAGAGACCGGUUCCGGAAAGAGCACGCAGCUCUCUCAAAUCCUCCACAGAAGAGGCUACACCAACUCCGGCGUCGUCGGCGUCACUCAGCCUCGCCGUGUCGCCGCCGUCUCCGUUGCCAGACGAGUUUCGCAGGAGCUCAAUGUUCGGCUCGGCGAGGAAGUCGGAUACGCCAUCAGAUUCGAAGAUAGAACUUCCGAAAGGACUCGGAUCAAGUACUUGACCGAUGGAGUUCUUCUUCGUGAGAGCCUAUCCAAUCCGGAGCUCGAUCAGUACUCUGUAAUUAUACUCGAUGAGGCUCACGAGAGAAGUCUCAACACGGACAUAUUGCUGGGACUGAUGAAACGAUUGGUGAAGAGGCGUGCUUCGAAUUUGAAGGUUCUUAUUACUUCGGCGACUCUUGAUGGUGAUAAAGUAUCACAGUUCUUUUCGAAUUGCCCGGUGCUGAAUGUUCCGGGGAAGCUAUACCCUGUGGAGAUAUUGUACAGCAAUGAGCGUCCUAAGAGCUAUCUUGAGUCGUCUUUGAAAACAGCUCUCGAUAUACAUAUUAAGGAACCUAAAGGAGAUGUCUUGAUAUUCAUGACUGGGCAGGAUGACAUAGAGAAGUUGGUCUCUAAGUUAGAAGAUAGAGUUAGAAGCCUGGAAGAAGGAUCUGUCUUGGAUGCCAUAAUCCUUCCUCUUCACGGUUCUCUGCAGCCUGAAAUGCAGGUACGUGUAUUUAGUCCCCCACCUCCUAAUUGUAGGAGAUUUAUUGUUGCCACAAACAUUGCUGAAACUUCUUUGACUGUUGAUGGUGUUGUGUAUGUUAUUGAUUCUGGUUAUGUGAAGCAACGGCAGUACAACCCCUCAACUGGCAUGUACUCCCUCGAAGUUGUUCAAAUUAGCAAGGUACAAGCUAAUCAACGAGCAGGACGAGCUGGAAGGACACGUCCUGGGAAAUGCUAUCGGUUAUAUCCUUCCGUUGCUUACCAUGAGGAGCUGCUGGAUGCAACAAUUCCUGAAAUUCAACGUUCUUCACUUGCUGGAAGUGUUCUUUAUUUGAAAUCCUUGGACCUCCCUGAUAUUGACAUUCUCACAUUCGAUUUUCUUGAUUCUCCUUCCUCUGAAUCUUUACAAGAUGCUCUGAAGCAGUUGUAUCUUAUUGAUGCUAUUGAUGAAAAUGGAUUGAUCACGAGAGUUGGGAAAACAAUGGCUGAGCUUCCACUAGAACCUUCACUGUCAAGAACCUUAAUGGAGGCAAAUGAGUGUGGUUGCUUGUCCCAGGCUUUGACAGUUGCUGCUAUGUUAUCUGCAGAAACUACAUUGCUUCCUGGUCGAAGCAAGAGUACUGAGAAGAAAAGGAAACAUGAUCAUUUGGACCUUCCUGAUGGUUCGGGUUGGGGUGAUCACAUCCAGUUGCUGCAGAUCUAUGAGUGCUGGCAUCAAACUCACUAUGACAUUGAUUGGUGCAAGGACCGUGGCUUGCAGGUAAGAGGGAUGACGUUUGUCAAGGAUGUAAGGAAACAGCUAUGUCAAAUAAUGCAAAAAAUAGCAAAGGGAUCAUUAGAUGUACAGACAAGCAGAAGAGGGAAACAAACCCAACAGGAUUAUAAUAACUUGAGGAAGGCUUUAUGUGUGGGGUAUGCAAAUCAGCUUGCUGAGAGAAUGGUAUUUCACAAUGGCUAUCGAACUUUAGGUUUUAAGCCCCAAGUAGUACAGGUGCAUCCAUCCUCUGUGCUAAAACCAGAUGAUGAAGGGAAAUUUCCAAAUUAUGUCGUGUACCAGGAACUUAUUGCCACUUCUCGUCCAUACUUGCGCACUGUAUGUGCUGUAAAUGUUGCAUGGGUUACACCCAUUUUGAACAAGGUUAAUAAACUAAACAUCAACAAGCUGAGUGGUGGGAGUGGUCAUAUUGAAGAGCAUGCAGAGGGAAAUAUUUCUGAUUUGCCAAAGAAAGAUGCUGUUACAGCAGUUCCUGAUGAUCAAGAAAGUAAAAUACAAGCAGCCAGAGAACGAUUUCUUGCUCGUAAAGGAAAGAAAUGAGCUUAAUCUGCAGUUGUAUUUGAUGGAACAGUCAUCGCAUUGGUACUGCUCUCUGUCAAUGUGGAGUAAGAUUUUAAAGGCUGCUUGAAAGAGAGAAUAGUUGCUGCUCAGAUAUCAAUUACAAUGCUCACUCCCCAAAACCAAGCUAAUGAAACUGACACCCUAAUUUCCUGAUCAAAAUCACGUUACCCUCGUCCAUGAUUAGAGAGUAUCAAUCAACCGUCUCUGUUAGAAAUUGUUUUAUCUAAUGCUGAUCGUUGGUAAAUUUUGACUUACGUAUAGGCCUAUUUUGUGUUUGUUGGCCGUUUGUUGACAUGUACAGUGUAAAUAUUUCCACAUUUGAGGAGCUUUGGUCUGAGAAUGAUCAUACAGGGAACAAAAUUGUUUGCUUCUGCCAUUCGAUGUCACAAUUUCACCGUUGGGAUGAUUAGCGAUUAG
Molecule: messenger RNA, 2638 nt
Organism: Rosa chinensis
Lineage: Eukaryota; Viridiplantae; Streptophyta; Magnoliopsida; Rosales; Rosaceae
Product: probable pre-mRNA-splicing factor ATP-dependent RNA helicase DEAH4
Exons: 15
Coding region: 101-2200 (699 amino acids)
Cellular component (GO): intracellular anatomical structure
Molecular function (GO): RNA binding; ATP hydrolysis activity; ATP binding
Source: RefSeq, a predicted model, not a curated record